UAUUUACAGUGUUCUUGAAGGGAUUAACUAAGUGACAAUGUGCAUAUUUUUUAAUUUAUAAUACAAUUUUUUAAGCCAAAACAAAAAGAAAGAAAAAAACAGAGUGAUUACUCACCUUAUCGUCAUCAUACGCAAGCAAAAAUAUGUAGUAAAAAAGAGAGCUACCUAACACUGUUAAUCAUUUCAACAAUAACUUUUGUAAGCAUUUUCGAUAUUAAUUAAUUAUAAAAUGUUAAAAACCACGUUGAAAAUGAUGACCCCGAAUGGGUCCCAGGCUUGAGCAAAUAGAACGUGAAAAUCUCUCCUUUCUUUUCUUUUCAAGCGUACAACUUUUCUGUCGUUUCUUCACUAUCUCUGCAGAAAUUGACUGUGGUCUAUUAAGAAGGGCGAUUGAAGUAUGGAAGAGGAAGGGCUGCUAACAAGGCCUAUGCUUGAUAAUGAAGCGCAGUCCAGAAAUACAGAUAGGGUUGGUGGGUCCUCCCCAGCCACCAUUAUUGUUGUUCUCAGCUCCAUGGUCGCCCUCUGCGGCUCUCUAUGCAGUGGUUGUAUUGUAGGAUAUUCAUCACCUGCUGAAUCUGGAAUCAUGAUAGACCUGGACCUUUCUAUUGCAGAUUAUUCAUUUUUUGGCUCAAUAGUGACAAUCGGAGCCCUGCUUGGUGGGCUUGUAAAUGGAAAGAUUACUGAUCUUAUUGGUCGCAGAUCUACAAUGUGUGUCUCUGGAAUCUUCAGUGUGGCUGGUUGGUUUGCAAUUGCAUUUGCAAAGAAUGAUUGGUGGUUGGAUUCUGGAAGGCUGUCACUGGGGAUUGCAAAUGGACUAAUUCACUACGUGGUACCUGUAUAUAUUGCUGAAAUAACACCAAAAAAUUUUCGAGGAAGAUUUACUUCUGCUAAUCAGUUGAUGAGUAGUUGUGGCAUUGCUCUAAUGUACUUAAUAGGAAAUGUUGUUACCUGGCGCUACUUGGCAGUUAUUGGGGCUAUUCCAUCUCUGCUUCAAAUUUUUGGAUUACUUUUCAUUCCAGAGUCUCCUAGGUGGCUGGCAAAAAUUGGUAAACAGAAAGAGCUUGAAGCCAGUCUGCAAUAUCUUAGGGGGAAGAAUGCUGAUAUUUCUCAAGAAGCUGCUGAUAUCAUAGACUACACAGAAGCAUUUGAGCAGCAGUCAUACAGAAUUCUAGACUUGUUCCAGCAGAAAUAUGCUCGUUCACUAAUUAUUGGAGUUGGGCUGAUGGUACUGCAACAACUAGGGGGAACCAAUGCAAUUCUUUUUUAUUCAAGCUCUAUAUUUACAGAAGCCGGUUUUUCAACUAGGAUUGGGACUAUAUCAAUGGCUAUUAUACAGAUACCAACUGUUACAUUGAGCGUGCUCUUGACAGAUAAAUCAGGAAGACAACCACUUCUACUGAUAUCUGCAGCUGGAAUGUGCUUGAGUUGCUUUCUUCUAGGCUUGUCAUUCUGCUUUCAGGGAAUAGUCCAGUUCAAGGAGCUUUCACCCAUAUUGGUGUUUAUUGGCAUACUGGGGUAUAUUGUGACAUUCCCAGUGGGUAUGGCAGGAUUACCUUGGGUUAUAAUAUCAGAGAUAUUCCCUAUAAAUGUCAAGGGUUCAGCUGGAAGCCUUGUGACCGUAGCAUGCUUUUCAAGUUCUUGGAUAGUUACUUACACUUUCAAAUUUAUGAUGGACUGGAGCUCUUCUGGAACAUUUUUCAUUUUCUCGAGUAUUUGCGGAUUAACUGUGGUUUUCAUUGCAAAGCUGGUACCAGAGACUAAAGGGAGAAGUUUAGAAGAAAUACAAGCGUCAAUAACCCAGAUAUAAGCUCUAAUAACAUGAGCAUAAUUCCCUUUUAAUUAGAAAGAAAAUGUAUUUGGGUCAAAGGGUGGCGUACAAUCUAGUACUACUACAUAUUUGGUAAAUUAUAUUAACAUUUUUGUGUAGACUGGAAGAAAGAAAUAUCAGUUUACAUACGCUGGUCGGUUUACAGCAUUGUUAAAUGUUAUAAAUCCAAUUAAAUGGAAAAACAAGGGGGGAAAAAAAAAAGGAAUUGUUUUCUUUUAUGCCCUGUUGAGCUGUGUUCUUAUUACUGCAAUAAUUUAAGGAUUAUAUACAUCGUUGCAUCUAUGGCCUAAGCUCUGAAGUCUGAAGGUUUAAAAAAAGUCAAAAAAACAAAAAAAAAAAAAAAAAAGAAAAAGAAAAUCAAGCACCGUUCCUCCAAAUUGGAAGUUGGAAAAAUGAUUUCUGAAUUGUGUUAUACUGCUUUCAAGUCUCCAGAUGGUCAAAAAGCAAAAGAACAUCGACAGAGAGAUAGGGAAAAAAGAAUUGGAUGCCAAAUAAUUUCAACUAAUUUUUUUGACAAAUGUUGCUGUCUGAAAUCCAAAACUUGGCUUACUUUCCAAAGUUUAACUUUUUUGUAUUUACACCAAAUUUUUUUCUCAAAUUUUAACUUUUUUGUAUUUACACUGCAUUUUUUUUUUCUCAAAUUUGUUUCCAUUCCCCGGUUUUCAUGAUAAAAAGCCAUGGAAUGGUUUUGCUUGGCAAUGAUAUGUCUUGACUUUUGUUGUUCACAGUUUUAAUUAUUUGAUUUAUUUUUUCAGAGCAAAUCCACGUCUCUUUCUCAUGACGAGAGGAUAUCUUAUGAAAAUGAUGGCAUGGCAUCAUAAAAUAAGCCAGUUUUACUUUCUUUUGUAAUGAUAGAUUAAUCGCUCAUCUGCCUUUCCUCUGUCUUCCUAGGUUUUCCUUCAGCUUUUCCUUUCCUUUCUCCGUCAGAAUCUUCAUCCCACUCCCACCAUAUAUUUUAAUGCUUUUUAUGGAAACUCAUUUGGCCAACAUGGAAAUUUUUGAGAGAUAAUGCUUUUUAUGGAAACUCAUUUGGCCAACAUGGAAAUUUUUGCCUCUCAAACACUGUCAAUUUGCCAGCAUCCAUGAGAAGUUGCAUUUGGCUGUUCAAACAAACCAAACAGAAAAGCCUUUCAAGCUAACUUUUUGAUUAAUUGGUAGGAAUGGAAUUUAGAAUAUGGUUUUUUCUCUCUAUCUGUUUGAGCUAUCAAUGGAGUCCCUAGAUGAGGAGAAUAACACUUUUAGAAAGACAGUCACAGGGUUCAUGGCAAAACCAAAAAGAGAAAAAAGUUGAGGACAGAGAGUGAGCAACCUGACCUGACAGAAGUUUAGCCGGCUAAACAGAAGAUAUCAUGGUAGAAAAAUAAUUUAUAUUUUUUGGACUGUGGUACUAGUUCCAGAUUACUUCUUAAUUUAUAAAAACAAUCAUUGACUUUGAAAGUAUUCAAUAAUUGCAUUUAAAAAAGUAUAUAUAUAUAUAUAUAUAUAUCUAAAUAAAAAAGCAAAAAAAACCAACCACGUUGAAGCUGGGACCUGAAAUUUUUAAUGGAAUUGAAGGCACCUGAAAGUCUGGCUACUUUGCCUGUUGGUCUUACAAAUCUCAAGCAAAUAAUACCAAUAUCUCUCGUUUCUGUUUGCUUUCAAUUUUCUUCCCAUUUUUCACUAAGACGCAGAGAGAACAUGGAAGAUAGGCUACUAGCAAGGUCUGUUAUGGUUGAUCAUGAUGCCAAGCUCGAGUUGGUGAAUGCAGUGACACACUGCCAAAUGACUCCCCAGCAACAUUUGUUGUUGUUCGAAGCACCUUAGUUGCUGUUUGCGGCUCUCUCUGCUGUGGCUACAAUAUUGGAUAUUCCUCAGCUGCUCAAUCUGGAAUCAUGGAAGAAUUGGACCUUUCUAUUGCAUCUGUAAGCAUCUAUUUUAUGUUACCUUUCAUUAUCUUGUAAAAUUCCGUCUCCUUUUAUCUAUUAUUUGGGUUUGACUUACCUUCUUAAAUUUGGAUUGCCAAGUACUCUAUUUUCAGUUCAAUAGGGAUAGUUGGAUCAGUGGGAGGCGGACUGGUAAAUGGAAUGAUAACUGACCUCAUAGGUCGUAGAGGUGUAAGUUUUUGCAGUACUCGUUUAUUCUUAUCCUGAUGUAAAUGUAUAAUUUGAUAUAACUACUCAAACGUUGUUUCUGUUUAUAUAUAUAUUUUGAGGCAGACAAUGUGGUUCUCUGAAAUCUUCAGUAUGGUUGGAUGGAUUUUAAUAGCAUUUGCCAAGGUUUUCGCUUCCUUCCUCAUGACAGAUUUAAAUCAUUUGAUGCAAGGAUGUUCAAUCUAUCCUCAAUAUGUUGUUUAGUUAUUCAAUCUGGCAAAAUAAGAAUUUAUCCUGGAUUUUCAUGGAUUGUUUCUAACUGUUGAACUUCCAUCUGCAUUCUAUUUUAUUGAGUUGCACACCCAUAUUUCACUUUUACAUUUUCGCUCCCUCUCUUACUCUUCCACUGCUGUGUUUAUUGAAGAACUGAUCAUAGAACCAAUGCUUUUCACAGCAUGAUUGGUGGUUGGAAUUAGGAAGACUAUUAUGGGGGUUUGGAAUGGCCCUCCUUUACUAGGUGGUAAUUGAAAUAAGGUUUUUGACCAAUCAAUUUACUACUGUAAAGCAUGCAUAUACAAUUAUUAAAUUUCUUGCUCCAUACAGGUUCCUGUAUAUAUUGCUGAAAGAGCACCAACAAAACUUCGAGGUAGAUUUACUUCGGCUAAUCAGGUAUAUUUUGAUCACAAUGAAUAUGACACAAACGUUGAUCUAUCAAAUUCAUGCAUCAGAGUCUUGAUAUUUUGUCAACUGAGCAGUUGAUGGUAUGUUUUGGACUUUCACUGAUGUACGUCAUUGGAAAUGUUGUGACCUGGCCAACUUUGGCUGUAAUUGGUGCUAUUCCAGCUCUGCUACAUGUUCUAGGAUUGUUUUUCAUCCUAGAAUCUCCCAGAUGGCUGGCAAAAGUUGGUAAACAUAAGGAGCUUGAAGCCACUCUGCAGUCUCUCAGGGGAAAGAAUGCUGACAUUUGUCUAGAAGCAGCUGAUAUUAUAGUACCUGCUGUUACUUGGAGUGUGCUCUUGACUGAUAAAUCAGGAAGAUGACCAUUUCUACUGAUAUCUGCUGCUGGAAUGUGCUUGAGUAGUUUUAUUCUAGGCUUGGCAUUCGCUUUUCAGGGCCUCCACCAGUUGAAGGAGCUUACUCCCAUAAUGGUGUUUAUUGGCAUACUGGGAUAUAGUGUAGCAUUCUCAUUUGGCUUAGCAGGAUUACCAUGGGUUAUAAUGUCAGAGGGUUCGGCUGGAAGCAUAGUGAGUUUGGCAAAUUGGACAUUGUCUUGGACGGGUACAUACACUUUCAAUUUUAUGAUAGAAUGGAGCUCGUCUGGAACAUUUUUGAUCUUCUCAGUCCUUUGUGGUUCAACUGUCGUUUUUAUUGCAAAGCUAGUACCAGAGACUAAAGGGAAAACUUUAGAAGAAAUACAAGCCUCAAUUACGCAGUUUAAUUCUCUAAUAAGAUGAAUCUCCCAUUCUAUUUUGGAACGUGGAUUUGGUUUCAAAGAGCUAGCUACUCUACAAUCUGACAUUACAUAUUUUUGUUAUAUUAUAUGGUCACCGAGUGUUUCACAGGACUGGAUAAAAAAAAAUUUCAGACUGAUAUAAUAAAAUCAGUGUCAAUCACUGUUGCUAAAUGUUAUUUAUCCAAUUAAAUAUAUCACAGAAGUUUUGCUUUC
This is a messenger RNA of Ziziphus jujuba (common jujube), 5563 nucleotides long. RefSeq names its product sugar transporter ERD6-like 5. The record is from RefSeq and is a predicted model, not a curated record. The coding region runs from base 398 to 1807 and encodes 469 amino acids. The transcript is spliced from 27 exons. Gene Ontology annotation, cellular component: membrane. Gene Ontology annotation, biological process: transmembrane transport; carbohydrate transport. NCBI's taxonomy places the organism in Eukaryota, Viridiplantae, Streptophyta, Magnoliopsida, Rosales, Rhamnaceae. Gene Ontology annotation, molecular function: sugar transmembrane transporter activity.